Sphenostylis stenocarpa is the source of this 267-nucleotide messenger RNA. The record is from the annotation of a GenBank genome assembly. Lineage: Eukaryota; Viridiplantae; Streptophyta; Magnoliopsida; Fabales; Fabaceae.
AUGGAGUUUGGUAGAAGUGACCAUGGAUUCACGAAUCGUGAUGGGUUUCAAGAAAAAUUCCAUAUUUGUAACACUUUGAUUGAUAUAUCCACGGGCAAACACUGCAGUACUCAGUUGGAAAAUACAAUAAGAAAGGUCAAAAUGGCUGCAAUAACCACAGGGAACACCAUGAGCAAAGGAAGUCCUGGUGGCGUAGGAGCACCCAUGACAAAUGGACCAAACAGAAGAAUGGCUACAAUGAUCAUAAAUAUCACAACGGAACCAUGA